Molecule: messenger RNA, 1665 nt
Organism: Daphnia magna
Lineage: Eukaryota; Metazoa; Arthropoda; Branchiopoda; Diplostraca; Daphniidae
Exons: 7
Coding region: 72-1544 (490 amino acids)
Source: RefSeq, a predicted model, not a curated record
AGCUAGCCUGUUUAAUCCUGACAGCACAACUCUUCUAGUCUAUCCGUAGAAUAGUAGCUCGUUGUACAACAAUGAAGAUUACAUUAAUUUUUUUAGCAUUCUUUGUGCUGGCCUGUCAUCUUGCGCAGAGUCAGCAAACAACGAAAAAGCCGAAACAACCGCCAACCAAGAAAGGAAAACCAACUGUACGUCAAGAAACCAACCCGUCUUGCGAACAAGGAAAGACUCUAAAGUUCGUACCUUCUGGUGACAAAACUUUAUUGGCCAAUCCCGAGAGAGGUUACUAUCAUUUCCAUCGUAUUACAUUUCCCAAGCGCAAACCAAUCAGCCAAGGGGAAAUAAAAAAAUGGGCCAAGGAGGGCAUCACUCUAGCUUUGAUGAUUUUCGACAUUGAGCAAUUCGUGAAGAAGGACUUUACCGAUGACGACUUGAAGAAAAUGGCCCUCGAUUUCAAAACACUGCGGGAGGCUGGUAUGAAGGGCAUUGUGCGAUUCAGCUAUAAUUAUACGGAUAUAGAAGGCAAUCCCGACGAUCACAAAUUCCCCCAGACGACCGAUGCAGAAAAACCUCAACUUUUGAAGCACAUUAAGCAGCUGGAAAAAGUUUUCAAGAACAACGUUGAUGUCAUAACUGUCGUCCAACUUGGAUUUAUUGGACACUGGGGCGAAUGGUAUUAUUCGCAAAAUUAUGCAACAAAAGUGGGUAAUGAAGGUUGGAAGGCGAUUGGGCAACAGCAGAAAGAUCGCGAAGAUAUAGUUAAAGCUAUGAUGAAGGCUGUCCCCAAAAAUCGGAUGCUUCAGAUUCGCUAUCCAGCAGCAAAACAGAAAAUAUACGGCAAGGCUAACUCGAAACCAGAGGAUGAUAGAUCUACUGAACGUUCGCGUCUGGGUAUCCAUAAUGACUGUUUCUUAGCCCGCGAAGAAGAUCAAGGUACAUUCGCAGAUAAAUCGGAGAGAACGUGGUUGAAAGUAGAAGGUCUCAGCGUUAUGGUGGGUGGGGAAUCUUGCGAAAAAAAUUCCAAAACCGGAUGCUCCGAGGCAAACAAACAAAUAGGGGAACAGCGAUUCACUUACUUGAACACUGAUUACAACAAAGAGGUAAUCAAGGAUUGGAAAGACAAUAAAUGCUAUAACAAGAUCGGUAACAAAAUGGGUUAUCGCUUCGAAUUCGUUGAAGGGAAAUUACAAUCGACAGUGAAGAAGGGAGGCAGUUUCUGCGCCUCUCUCAAAAUUAAAAAUUCAGGUGUAGCACCGCUUUACAAUGCUCGCCCUGUUGAGGUCAUUCUGAGAAAAGGAAACAAGAAAUCUGCUCCUAUUCGUCAAUCAAAGAUUGAUCCCCGUAAGUUUGCACCUGGCAAAGUGAUGCCAGUUAAUUUGAACGUCCAGGUCCCAUCCGAUCUUGCCCCGGGUCAAUAUGACGUCAUUUUGAAUUUGCCUGAUGAAAAAUUAAAGGAUCCAAAGUACAGUAUCCUCUUUGCUAAUGGUGAGAAAGUCCAAGACGAAAAUGAACGCUUUAAUGUAAUUGGUCAAAUAACCAUCCAGUAGGGUACUGUAUACAUAACCCCACUGUGUAUGGGUUCUUCUUUAAAUCUUUAUGUUAAUCAUGAAAUGGUUGUGAAGGUGAAACGGUAUUGCAGUUAGAAAUAUAGCUCAGCUUUCAAGCAAA